Molecule: messenger RNA, 1059 nt
Organism: Dentiscutata erythropus
Lineage: Eukaryota; Fungi; Glomeromycota; Glomeromycetes; Diversisporales; Gigasporaceae
Source: the annotation of a GenBank genome assembly
AUGGAAGACCAGGAAGCUCAAUUGGCAAAGCAACUUCUGAGUUCCGGCUUGGAAGUGCCUAAAAUCCUGGAAAAUUUUGUAAAACCAGUUUUUAUUAAGCACUCAAAGGUUCAGAAUGCCAAACUGAGCAGCGGAAAACAACUAAAGAAACGCGUAUUGGACUUUGAAGAUAUGAAUGAGUCAUGGAGGAGUGAAGUAAUGCAAGCUACCAAUAUACUUCAAUGGUGCAUUUCUCAAACGAAGCCCUCUGAAAUCGAGCCAUUGCUUGGUCUCGUUAUUCCACCAAUACUAUCUCUUAUCGACGAUUAUGACGUAAAAUUAAAGAUUCGUGGAGUAUCUAUACUUGAACAUCUAUUAAAAUUAGUAGACUCUGAAACGUUUCAACGUUCAGGUCUUGGUGAAGUUUUUUAUGAGGCAUUAUCUAAGUGUCUCACCUAUCUGGAUGAAAUAUCAUAUGUAACUCUAAUACGCAUAAGCUUUUCGACAAUUAUUUCCUUGGUCUCGUUGAUCGAACCACUAGAAGCUGAAUCUAGAUAUAUGAAGUAUGAAAAAAUACUGUCUGACAUUGUUGUCAAGGGAUUGACCUUCUCUGGAGAAAAAUUAGCAAUACGUCGAGUCCUUCUAGAACAAAUACCAAGAAUUUGUGAAGAGCUUGGUAUUGUGACCGUUAAGUACUUACAGGAUUUGAUUCAAGCUCUUUGUACUACUCUGGAAGUUUUAAUUAUUUCAAACAAUGAAGAAAUUCUCGGGUUACAUAUAAGCGCUGCAAAAGGAUUAGAAAUGAUUAUCACUAAAUGCUGGCCAAGGAUAACACAAUAUGAAGGACAAAUAUUAAAAUCUGUAGCAACUUCUUGGUAUCACAUAAAUCAACUUGAACAAAAUGAUAUUGAAACGCUAAAUGAAUAUUUUAAAAAAGAUAUUGGAUUGCUUAAGACCACUUUGCAGAAAAUAUGCUAUCUUUUAAAAUUAGCGUGCAAAAACAAUAUUGUUUUUGAGAAAGAUACUCAAGCCUUAAGAAUAUUAGAUAAAACGUUUGAAAUAUUGCUAAAAGGUUUAUAA